Messenger RNA from Siniperca chuatsi (mandarin fish), 684 nucleotides. Lineage: Eukaryota; Metazoa; Chordata; Actinopteri; Centrarchiformes; Sinipercidae. The record is from the annotation of a RefSeq genome assembly.
AUGACACUAAGCUUCUUUGACCAAUUCAUGAGCCCCACAUAUUUAGGUAUCCCCUUAAUGGCUCUAGCCUUAAGCCUCCCUUGAAUCCUUUACCCCAUCCCCUCCUCCCGAUGACUCAACAACCGACUAUUAGCCCUUCAAAACUGAUUCAUCAACCGAUUCACCCAGCAACUUCUCCUACCCCUAAGCCCCGGGGGCCAUAAAUGAGCUGCAUUAUUUACCUCCCUAAUAUUAUUCCUAAUCACUCUAAACAUGUUAGGACUUCUGCCUUACACAUUUACCCCUACCACACAAUUGUCCCUCAAUAUAGGCCUUGCAGUUCCACUCUGGCUAGCAACCGUUAUUAUUGGUAUACGUAACCAACCAACUAUCGCACUUGGCCACCUUCUCCCUGAAGGUACCCCCACCCCCCUGAUUCCCGUCCUGAUCAUUAUCGAAACAAUUAGUCUAUUUAUUCGCCCUCUAGCCCUAGGAGUACGGCUAACAGCAAACCUAACAGCCGGACAUCUUCUGAUUCAACUAAUCGCGACAGCUGCAUUUGUACUUCUUCCACUUAUACCCACAGUAGCAAUUCUCACAGCAACACUACUAUUCCUACUUACCCUCUUAGAAGUUGCCGUUGCUAUAAUUCAAGCUUACGUCUUCGUCCUUCUCUUAAGCCUUUACCUACAAGAAAACGUCUAA